Molecule: messenger RNA, 1875 nt
Organism: Hemibagrus wyckioides
Lineage: Eukaryota; Metazoa; Chordata; Actinopteri; Siluriformes; Bagridae
Gene: sap30l
Product: sap30-like
Exons: 4
Coding region: 562-1104 (180 amino acids)
Biological process (GO): regulation of DNA-templated transcription
Cellular component (GO): histone deacetylase complex
Molecular function (GO): transcription coregulator activity; protein binding
Source: RefSeq, a predicted model, not a curated record
CCGGAAGUGCUCCGCGGCAUUGUACGAGCUCUCGGCGCCUGUCGCUCCGUAUUUAAUGUUAACUAAAUAAAGUCCGAGACUGGAAUUUUAUCUCUUCCUAAUAAAAUAAACCGGUUUAAAUAGCCCGGGUUUGGAGGAGACAGGAUUGCACAGCGGUGUGUUCGGAUAUGAUGCAGUAAACGCGCUUAUUUUGUCAGUUAAGUACUUUUGUGUGGACUUUUCUCCGCUGUUGCUGUUGCUAUGCUAAGCUCUAUAAAAAUAAUCCCAGCGCCUUCAGCUCGCGCCGCCAUCUUCACCCUGUAGACUGCAGCCUUCAGAUAAUAUCUUCCUCUCACUGCAAGGAGACCGAGCUUUAGACAUUUAGUUUCGGGUCUUCGUGUGUGUGUGUGUGUGUGUGUGUGUGUGUGUGUGUGUGUGUGUGUGUGUGUGUGUAAACUGUACAGCGGCUGAGGGAUUAGCGCAGCCCUGUAACUGACAGAGUGAAUCGGACCCGGAAGCUGGUGUCGGUUCCGUUCUCGGUUCCUGUCUCAGCCCCGGUGUGUGUGUGUGUGUGUGUGUGUGAUGAUGAACGGGUUCAGCACGGAAGAAGAGAGCCCUGAGGGCCCGGGCCUGACCCCGCUGUUCCCUCAGAGCUGCUGCUGUCUGCUGGAUGGAGGAGAGCGCUGCGGCCGGCCCGCCGGAAACGCCUCGUUCAGUAAGAGGAUCCAGAAGAGUAUCUCUCAGAAAAAACUCAAACUGGACAUCGACAAGAGCGUCAGACACCUGUAUAUCUGUGACUUCCACAAAAACUACAUCCAGAGUGUGCGUAACAGGCGGAAGAGGAAAACCAGCGAUGAUGGAGGAGAGUCUCCUGACCAUGAUGUGGAAGUUCCAGAGGUGGAUCUAUUUCAGUUGCAGGUGAACACACUGCGCCGUUAUAAACGACAUUACAAAAUCCAAACCAGACCGGGACUCAACAAAGCCCAACUGGCAGAGACGGUGAGUCGUCACUUCCGGAACAUUCCGGUGAACGAGAAGGAAACGCUCACGUACUUUAUUUAUAUGGUGAAGAGCAGUAAGAGCCGACUGGACCAGAAAUCAGAGGGAAGUAAACAGCUGGAGUAACACACCGCCCCUCUUCAGCAGACACACACACACACACACACACACCUCUGCUGAUCUACUUAAUGACUGCUCACACUUUAGCAGACUUCAAUGUGAAUAUUGAUCUGUUUCUACAAACACACUAUCAGUCUUGAGAUCAGCGCUGUGGGCGGAGCUUGUCUGUCUGUCCGCCCAUCUAAUUUUAAUGACCCUGAAGUGCUUUUUGGUUCCUCAUGUCAACUGUUAUUCUCUGGUUUCUGUGCCAAAACUGCUAACGAUCACAGGAUGAGUCUGAGCCGAGUGCAGCGUGUGACACGUCCCGUUAGCUGCUCAUUAACGUUAAUAACACUUCACUAGAACACUGAGCACCACUCACGGUUCACAUGGAAUGAUUAGCCAUCCGGUUUCUCCCAGCGCCCUGACUGAGUACAGAGUGUCUGCUUCUGAUCCUCCACCAUUUUUCUUUAUCCCUAAUAUUUUCUUUCUGGAUGCUGGAAGCUUCCUCACGCCGAUAACUCGCUUAUGUUUUAUCUCCAUCUAUGAUACUGUUGCAGUGUUGUAUUUUAAAACGAACAUGUCUUCUGUAUCUCUUCUCACUGGACAGCGGUUUGACCCUGAAUGGACUUGUCUCAGGGGCGGGGCUACAGUUUUGUGUUUUUAAAUUUGAAAAUAAACACAUGCUACUUUAAAUCUGUCUAAAAUAAUGAUCUGUGUAACACCGCUGUUGUUGUUACACCACUUCAUCUGAAAAUCUUCCCCAUUUUACAUGUUGCAUUAAAUUGUAAGACUUUA